AUGGCACCAGAAACCGGCGACGGCGAGGCCAACAAUGUCAGCAAGAAUGCUAUCGAAUUCAGUCAAGUAGAAGACCUUGCCAAGUCCCCGUCUCAAGAGAAAAUCGAACAACAACAUGAAAUCACCCCGAAGGAGAUACAAGGUCGCUUCGAUCUCCUACGAGACUUGAGCGACGCAGAGAUGGAAAAGCUCAACAAAAGUGUUGUGCGGAAGAUCGAUUUCAGGAUGAUGCCUACGAUUACGUUGAUGUUUCUCAUGAGGCAACGUCUCACUAGCUACCUUGAUCGAAUCAACGUAUCCAACGCAAGAAUCAGUGGCAUGCAAGAGGAUUUGCACAUGUCAGACACCAUGUGGAAUCUGGGAAUUUCCACAUUCUACAUUGGCUACCUUAUCGGACAACUUCCAGGCAAUUUGUGGUUGGCUAAGGCAAACCCGAGAUGGUUUCUUCCCUCGACAAUGGUUGCCUGGGGUGCGGCUACAAUCUGUACACCUGCGUUGAAAAAUGGUGCCGGUUUUGCUGCUCUGCGGUUCGUUACUGGUCUAGCUGAAGCACCUUUCUUUCCCGGCAUUACUCUUAUGACGUCCUCUUGGUACAACAAACAUGAAAGCCCAAGUCGAAUGGCCAUCUGGCAUGCCGGAAACACCGUUUCCAACAUCAUCUCCGGUUUCCUCGCUGCAGGGAUUCUAACAACAAUGGGUGGCGUUGCCGGGCUGUAUUCCUGGCAAUGGUUUUUCUUGAUUGAGGGCAUUGCCACCUUCUUGGUUGCUUUCUCUGCCUACGCCCUUCUUCCAGACUGGCCUCACAACACGCGAUUCCUCACUCCGCCGGAGAGAGAGAUGGCGCAGUAUCGCAUCCUGUGCUCCAACGGUGGAGUCGAAGAGGUUGACGGCGGAACAUGGGAUGGUCUCAGUCAGGCUGUCAAGGAUCCCUUCACCUGGAUCUUCUGCUUGAUGCACUUUGCACUCGUUACGGCCCAAUCUUUUAAGGACUUCCUGCCUUCAAUCGUGAAAACCUUUAACUUUAGCCAACUCAUGACCUACCUCAUUCAGGCACCCCCAUAUGCGUUUGCCUACGCGUUUGCCUGCCUUGUUGCUUGGUCUUCGGGUCGCCGCCAAGAGUCAUUCUGGCACGUCGUCUUGCCCACGGUCGGCAGUGCCAUCGGUUGCGCGGUGCUGAUCUCAACAGCAAAUGUAGGAGCUCGAUACUUUGCCCUCUUCCUACUCAUUUCCGGCACAUAUAGCGGCCUGAACCUCCAGCUAUCCUGGGAGACAACUGUGGUUCCAGCCCCUCGGAGUAAAAAGGCCGCUCUAAUCGCAAUCGCCAACUGUCUCAGUCAGGUCAGCCAUUGGUUUAGCCCUUACUUCUGGCCGCGUGCGCACGAGCCUUUCUACAGACUCGGUGGUGGUCUGAUCCUGGUUGGCUGCUUAUUGGUUGUUGUGUCGGCCUCGCUUGCUAGAUGGCGUGCGAUCAAAUUGAACAAGAAGUUGGACGAAGCGGAGGGAUACUCUGAGCACUCGGGUGUUGAGAGGGGUUGGAGACAUGCGUAUUGA
Messenger RNA from Colletotrichum graminicola M1.001, 1551 nucleotides. RefSeq names its product major facilitator superfamily transporter. Gene Ontology annotation, biological process: transmembrane transport. The record is from RefSeq and is a predicted model, not a curated record. Gene Ontology annotation, molecular function: transmembrane transporter activity. Gene Ontology annotation, cellular component: membrane. The transcript has 5 exons. NCBI's taxonomy places the organism in Eukaryota, Fungi, Ascomycota, Sordariomycetes, Glomerellales, Glomerellaceae. The coding region runs from base 1 to 1551 and encodes 516 amino acids.